Molecule: messenger RNA, 2433 nt
Organism: Spodoptera littoralis (African cotton leafworm)
Lineage: Eukaryota; Metazoa; Arthropoda; Insecta; Lepidoptera; Noctuidae
Source: the annotation of a GenBank genome assembly
AUGUGGUCGUUUUUCUCUCGGGAUCCUACGAAAGACUUUCCUUACGAAGUAGGAGAUCCUGUGCCUGGAUUAGAAGAUAGAAGUGUGUGGACUUUACACAAAGGCAAGAAGAGAGGGACGCAAGAUGAAGUAUCAAUAUUUUUAUUCGAUGUUCAGAAGCAUUCUGAAACACUAUUCGACAUAGCUAAGGCCUCCCUAAAGAAACUAAAGACUAUGAGACACCCUAGCCUUUUACAUUAUUUAGAUAGCUGUGAAACUGAAAAAUUUUUAUAUGUAGCUACUGAGUAUGUAGAUCCUCUAGCCACGCACAUAGAAGAUUUAAAACUUGAGGGUCCUCAGAAGGAAUUAUUUCUUUCGUGGGGUAUUUUUCAAAUCACUAGAGCAUUAUCAUUUUUAAAUAAUGAUGGUAACAUGAGGCACAAUAAUGUGUGUCUAUACUCAGUCUUUGUUACCUUGGCGGGGGAAUGGAAACUCGGGGGUUUUGAGUUCCUCUCGGCUCAAGGAGGUGCAGAAACUAGCACCCCUAUACCUAUAAAAAUAUUGCCAGCUCUUGAAAUUUAUGACCCUCCAGAAAAGAAGGAUCCUGCUAAAUUAAAAACAGUUACCAAAUGCUCUUCAGACAUGUGGGGCUUAGGAUGCCUAAUAUGGGAGGCAUAUAACGGUCCUCUAAAGAACCAGCCGGCACUGAAGACCACUGACAACAUUCCUAAGCAACUAUGCACUUUAUACUGUGAACUGGUCAGUGCCAACCCCGCAUCUAGACCAAAUCCAGCUGACAUUAUAACCAGGUGUAGGAAAAUAGGAGGCUACUUCAAAAAUGAUUUGAUAGAUUCUAUGCUGUUUCUGGAAGAGAUUCAGAUCAAGGAUAAGGCGGAGAAAGGGAAGUUUUUCUCCACUCUCAGCUCCCAUCUAGACGGUUUCCCUGAAGCUGUGUGUGUUCACAAGAUUCUGCCGCAGUUGAUGACAGCAUUCCACUAUGGAGAUGCUGGGUCUUUUGUCUUAGCACCCAUGUUUAAGCUGGGUAAACUGCUAGACGAUGCCGAGUACCAGAAGCAAAUAGUGCCGUGCGUCAUCAAGCUGUUUGCCUCCAACGACAGGACGACGCGGUCUCGACUGCUGCAGCAGCUGGACCAGUUCAUCAUGCAUCUCCAGAACUCUACGGUGAACGACCAGAUAUUCCCGCAGGUGGUGCACGGGUUCCUCGACACGAACCCUAUAAUCAGGGAGCAGACAGUCAAGUCCAUCGUCCACCUGUCCUCUAAGCUUAACUACAAUAACCUAAACGUGGAGGUCCUGCGACACUUCGCUAGGUUACAGGCUAAGGAUGACCAGGGCGGUAUACGAACCAACACAACAGUCUGCCUCGGCAAGAUAGCUCAGCACUUGCACCCACAGAUUCGCCAGAAGGUCCUAGUGUCAGCGUUUGUGCGCGCUACCCGCGACAACUUCCCGCCGGCUCGCCAAGCGGGCGUACUGGCGCUGGCGGCGACGCAACAAUACUUCUUACUGGCUGAGGUCGCCAACAGAGUACUGCCUGCUUUAUGCCCACUGACUAACGACCCGGAGAAACAAGUUCGCGAUGCAGCUUUUAGAACUAUAAAAGGAUUUCUCGGCAAAUUAGAAAAAGUCUCUGAGGACCCCAGUUUGAAGGAGGGAAUGGAAGCGGACGUCCACACGGCGACUCCCUCGCUGAGUAACGCUGCGGCGACGUGGGCCGGCUGGGCCGUCACCGCCGUCACAGCCAAGUUCUACCGCUCGCACUCCGACACGGCGCGAGUCUCUCACCCCAAGUCCGUUCUGUCCAAGCCUGGAUCACUCGAGCAACCGUCAUCGAGCAGUAUGUCAACAACUACAUCGUCAGUGACCUCGAUGACGUCACUGGAGCACAGUGAGUCGGCUUCCGACUAUGAUCCAGAUCAUUGGGACAUGGCGGCUUGGGGCGAGAUCGACUCUAGCGCAGGUACCGGCGCAAGCGCAAAGUCCCCGCCGAGCAGUGGCAGUGCGCAAGCGACGCCUGCGCUUGCUGCUCUCUGUGAGGACGACUGGGACAACGAGGAAUGGGGCGAGCUACAAGAACAGCCUUGUGCAGAAGCAGAAUUGGCGAGCCCUUCAGAAACUUGGAACAAUUCUCAAUGGACGGACCCUAUCUUCAACAAUGCUAACGCGACAUACGUCCGCGGUGGACGCUUGGAACACAGACCCACUGCGCAUCAGAACAGUAACGACUCCCUCGGCGGAUGGGAGGACAGCGAGUUCGAACCCAUCGAGGAAAAUGCUGACGAAAAUAACGCCUCAAAAAUGGACGAGAUGCGAAGAAAGAGAGAGGAGAGGAAACUUCAAAGACAGAGGGAGAUGGAAGCUCGUCGUUCGGCUCGGGGUCAAGGACCUAUGAAACUGGGCACUAAGAUCACCACCGCGCCUCCGCCAUUUUAA